Molecule: messenger RNA, 1471 nt
Organism: Colletotrichum acutatum
Lineage: Eukaryota; Fungi; Ascomycota; Sordariomycetes; Glomerellales; Glomerellaceae
Exons: 1
Coding region: 405-1376 (323 amino acids)
Source: RefSeq, a predicted model, not a curated record
AAUAGACAAGGGAUGAAGCGCAGACUUUGCUUAAUAGGAUGGGGGCAACCACACAAACGAUUUCAAUAGCCCGUCAACGCUCCACCCGGUUACACCUCCCAUUUUGCUGCCCAAUGGCUCCGAACUCCACCGGGUCCGAGAUUCUUGGCCGUCGAUAUAUCUAUUGAGGAGCGUCUCGUACACCAAACACGUUGUUGAAAGCAUUGAAGAGGAGAGGUUCUUGUCAACACCACCGACCAAGACCCCAAGAAGGGGGAGCAGCGCACUCUGCAUUGCCGACACGAUUCGGCCCGCUCCUCGCCCUCCCUGUUUUCCCACCAACCCCAAAACUGACAUAUCCGCAAGCGAGCGAACGGAACACAUGGUCUAGGAGCAAGGAAACCAAGAACCAAAACGCACAAAUCAUGGCAGACAAUAUCAAAGGCGCUCUGGACCUUACCCGCCAGGAGGCAAUGGCCAUCGCCGCCCUCGCCACAGCAGGAAUCUACAACGCCGUCGAAAUCUACGUCCUCAUCUUCAGCACCUUUCGCCAGCGCCGCGGCCGCUACUUCUGGAGCAUGGUCGUCGCCAACACGGGUAUCUUCGUUCACGCCAUCGUCUCGCUGAUUCGCUACCUCAGUCGCGGCGGAACUGUCGUUCCGGGCGCGUUCGCGCUGAUGGCUUGGUGCGCCAUGGUGACGGGUCAGUCUGUCGUGCUGUGGUCGCGGCUGCACCUCGUCGUGUACAACCGCACAUCAAUACGUCUCGUGCUGGCCAUGAUCGUCGCCAACGGGUGCGCGAUACAUAUACCCAUGGCGGUGCUGUGGGUUCUGUGCUGGGCGACGCCGGCGGGGGAGCAGGCAGGAUGGAUUGAGCGGUAUGGCGUGUAUGAAAAGGUGUCGAUUGUGGUGUUUACGCUGCAGGAGACGUUCAUCACGGGGAUCUUUGCGCGGCAGGGAUUUUUCAAUUUGAAGCCGCUGUUUGCGUUCAAGACGAGGGCGGCCAAGUUGAUAUCGUGGUAUCUGCUCGGUCUCUUCGUCCUCGUCUUCGUACUAGAUGUCGGGCUAAUCGUGCUCGAGUACACCAACAACUUUAUGUUUCAGACGACGAGCAAGCCCCUGGUCUACAGCAUCAAGCUCAAGGUCGAGUUCACGGUGCUCAACAAGCUACUAGCGUUCACAAAGAUGAACUCGUGCGAUUGUCACCACUUGGACGAUACGCCGGGCGGGUAUACAAAGGGUCUGAUCACGCAGGGCACCACUGGCACGACGAAGGGCUUCACGCCAGCGCAGAGGGAGAUGAUGCAGGGUGGAGGGUCGAUGGUGUCUCCCGAGCCGGAUCGGCCGGAUCACAUCUUCGACGGGACAAGACCGGUGUCCGUGGAAGAGAGGGCGUGACAUUUGGCGCGGUCAGAUUUAUGGUAGCAUUGUGUAAUCCCCUGGAAACUUUCCAGAAAACACCUAAAGCGAAUUAGAUACCCCCUAUUUUGAAG